GAAAUGAGGGGCUGAAGUGGGUGUGGCCUUUUGUCUGGGGGUGGAGCAGUCCUUUCAGGAAGCAAAGCCGCAUGGGACACAGUGCCACCAAUUGGAGAAUGCCUAAUGCCUAUUGUCUGUUGACAAUGAGACUGAGUCUGAGGAUGGAGAUUGAUGUCCCAUGCCUACCCCGGUGGAGAAUGCCCCACAAUGCAUACUUCAAAGCUUACCCAGAAUGGCAGGGCCUGCUUCCAAGAUCUGAUGAUAUCAUGUCCCCCCUCCAGUACUUCAAGCAGUUUUUCCUCAGAAGACAUUCUAGAAGUUAUUGUAGGGCAGUCAAAUCUAUAUGUGAUACAAUGUAACGCAAACAAGCCGCUUAACCUCACUACAAAAGAAUUUGAGCAGUUCCUGGGUAUUGUGGUGUACAUGUCAUUGUUUGGUUUACCAGGCACCUGCAUGUUUUGGAACAAAGCAUGCUGAGUGUCCCAAGUAGCUGACACUAUGAUACUUAAUAGAUGGGAGGCCAUCAAAAAAUCCCUGCACUUCAGUAACAAUGAAGAGAGACAGGAGGAAAAUGAUGAUCCACUCCACAAGAUCCGACCACUGGUCACUCAUCUAACCUCAAAACUGACGUCAAUCCCAAUGGGUGAGAAGCUGGCUGUUGAUGAGCAAGCAGAUUGUCCCAUUCAAGGGAAGAAAUAGAUUGAAGCAAUAACUGCCAUCAAAAUCAAAGAAAUGGGGCUACAAGAUAUUCGUCUUGGCUGGCUCUGAUGGUGUCCCGCACAACUUAGAAAUCUACAUAGGGAGAGUUGUACAACCCCCUGAGCUAGCAGAUGUGGGAGCAAGUGGCAAUGUUGUCCUCCGCAUGGCCCAUCCUAUACACAAGCAAGAGAACUACAAGCUUUUCUUCGACAACUGGUUUACGAGUGUCCCUCUUGUGCUUACACUGGCUCAGCAGGGAAUUCACUGCACUGGUACUGUUCGUGGCAACAGACUACCAGAUGUCAGCUUGAUGUGCAACGCUGAGCUGAAGAGAGCAGGACGUGGAUCUUUUGAACAGAAGAUGGCCAUGUUUGGAAAAACCACCUUGCACAUUGUAAAGUGGUACGAUAACCACUCAGUGACCCUUCUGAGUGAUUACACUGGAGCCCACCCAGUCACUGAGGUUGACAGGUGGGCUCGCUAGCGAAAGAUGAUCACCAAAGUCCCCUGUCCUGCUGUGGUGAAAGAAUACAACAAGAAUAUGGGUGGGGUGGAUCUACUUGACUCACUGACUGCACUGUACCGGAACAAAAUCAGAUCAAAGAAGUGGUACCACCGGCUGGUGUUCCACUUACUGGAUAUGAUCAUCGUGACCACCUGGCUGCUCUACCGAAGAGAUUGUGAAGGCACUGGCAUGAGAAAGAAGGAACAUAUGAAGCUGUAUACCUUCAAGUCACACAUCUCUGAAGGCCUAUGCAAAAGUGGAAAGAGCCUGGAGCCCAAGAAAGGUCGUCCCAGUUCCACAAUUGCUGGUGAGUACGAGGAGAAGAGGAGAAAAGGACCCACUGCCCCAAUUCCAGUCCCUGUUGUGCAAAUGGAUGCCACAGCCCACUGGAUGAUUAUGGCUGAAAAGAAGGGGACAUGCAAGGUACCAGGGUGCACAGGUACACCAAAAGCUAAGUGCCGGAAAUGUGAUAUCCACCUCUGUUUCACAUCCACCAGCAACUGCUUUCUGAGGUUUCACACAGAAUAGGAAAUCAGAGUAUGCUUUGUCAAAAAGAGAAGCACUGAUUCAAACAAUAACCAAUAACCCCCCCACAAAUACACACACACACACACACACACACACACAGUCAUUUGGAUGUUGGUUUAUAUGUUUAUAUGAAAUGUGAGAAACAUUUAUACAUGAGGUGUUAGUUGUAAUUAGUAGUAGUUUGUUUAUUUGAUUGUUUGAUGUUUGUGAUU
Myxocyprinus asiaticus (Chinese sucker) is the source of this 1926-nucleotide messenger RNA. RefSeq names its product piggyBac transposable element-derived protein 4-like. Bases 1172 to 1714 code for a protein of 180 amino acids. The record is from RefSeq and is a predicted model, not a curated record. The transcript has 2 exons. Lineage: Eukaryota; Metazoa; Chordata; Actinopteri; Cypriniformes; Catostomidae.